This is a messenger RNA of Merops nubicus (carmine bee-eater), 1737 nucleotides long. It is a transcript of the gene LRRIQ4, whose product is annotated as leucine-rich repeats and IQ motif containing 4. Lineage: Eukaryota; Metazoa; Chordata; Aves; Coraciiformes; Meropidae. Gene Ontology annotation, molecular function: protein binding. The transcript is spliced from 5 exons. The coding region runs from base 1 to 1737 and encodes 578 amino acids. The record is from RefSeq and is a predicted model, not a curated record.
AUGGCUGAGAGUCAGCAGAGCCAGGAGGCCAGCGCAGGGGGCACUCACUGCCCUAAAGUCAACUCUGUUGGUUUUAAGGAUGACCAUGUUGAGACUGCACAAGAAAUACCACGGAGUGAAACUCAUUCUCCCACAUACAUCACAGACAGGAUCUUUUUCAUUGAUUUAGCCAAUAAGCAACUGCAAACCAUCUCACCAGGGGUCUUGAGCCUAGAAUAUCUGGAAGAGCUGCACAUGGAAAAGAACCUGAUUGUAAGCAUCCCCAGGGACAUCAAUCGCCUGAAACACCUGAAGGUCCUGUACCUGGAUCAGAAUCACAUUCAGGACAUAUGUGAAGAACUGGGAGAAUUGAAAUGUCUUCGGAGCUUAGAUUUAAGUAACAAUCCUCUCUCUUGCAGUUCGCUGCCAGUUAUCAGCAAGUUGCAGUCCCUUCGUCAGCUCAGGCUCUACAAAACAAACCUGCAUGAAAUCCCAGUCCAGAUCUGUGAGCACCUCCAUCACAUUGGACUGCUUGGCCUUUCUGACAAUAAUCUCAAGCUUCUGCCUAAAGAAAUUGUGAACCUGAGAAAACUCAAAGAAAUUUACCUCCGGAAAAACAGAUUUGAAAGUUUUCCCAAGGAGCUUUGUCAUAUUACUAAUUUAGAAAUAAUAGAUCUGGAACAAAACCUAAUCAGUCUCAUCCCAGAAGAGGUCAGCUUUUUGACAAACUUAGUUAAGCUAUUUUUAGCUUUUAAUAACUUAUCCUCCAUUCCUCCCACACUGCAACACUGCCAGAAGCUGGCUGUGCUGGAUCUGUCUCAUAAUCUCCUGCACAAGCUUCCCGCAGGUCUGAAGAAUCUCACUGAGAUGAGAGAAAUCAGCCUGUCUGCUAACAGCCUGGAGAGGUUCCCACUCCAGAUCUGCCACUGGCCGUCCCUCUCCCGCGUUUCUCUGAGGAACACUGGACUGAGCACUGUGCCCACAUCCUUCAUCAGAUUAACCAGCAUCAGGGAACUAGAUCUCAGUGAAAAUUGCUUUGAUGAGAUUCCUAAAGGAAUAUGCACUAUGAAAAAUCUCGAAGUAUUGGCCCUGGAUGACAAUCAGAUACAGGAGAUACCUGUGGAGGUGAAAGAACUGACAAAUCUGAAAUGCCUUAGCCUGUCUGAAAACCAGCUGAGUACCUUUCCAGAGGAAAUCUUUCUCCUGGAGUCAUUAGAGAGAUUAUACCUGGGACAAAAUAAAGGGAUUAAGUUCACAAGUCUGCCAGAAGACAUCAGCAAAUUGCAGAAUCUGAAAGAACUGCACAUGGAGAAUAAUUUUCUGGAGAACCUGCCCACUGCUAUCAGCUCUUUGACCCAUUUGAAAAUACUUGACUGUCGCAACAACCUCCUUCAACAGCUCCCAGACUCUAUAUGCCAAAUACAAGGUUUGAAAAAACUGCUCCUUCAGGACAACCAGCUGUCCCAGCUGCCCAGGGAUUUGGACAGUCUUCAGCAGCUGGAGCAGGUCCUUGUGGAUGGGAACCCUAUGACAGACCCUCCGAGUGAUGUGUGCUGCCAGGGGACGUCAGCCAUCUGGGAAUACUUAAAGGAAAAAAGGCGUAAAAAGGCCGUUACCUUCAAGGCCCAAAGUUUGUGGCAUGGGCUGAAGGGGAUUGUACUUUUCCUGACACUUAGUAAGGUAGUGAGAACAAGAAAGAAGGGAAAGAAAGGAAAGGGAGAACAGAAGCCUGUAAAAGAAUCAAAAGCCAAAAAAUGA